UUGAUUCCGAGGUUUCCGUCCGCUCUGUCGAUCCAUAAACGUAGUCUGCGAAAAAAAGAAAUAUUUUUGAUUCGGCCGGUGUGCCUCGAAGAUGCCUCCGAAAGUGGUUGUGCUGGAAGCAACCAAUAACAAGGUGGACAAGGCUGGUCCGCAUCAGAAGAUAGCAUCACCCUGGCAACGGACCAUAGCGUCCUGCUUUUACAGCGGACACAUUGCGCCCCUGCUACUCACACCCCUACUCUUGGCACGUUCGCAGAGUCCAUGGCUUGUGUAUGUGUUUGCCGUGAGCCUCGCGUGGCUCAUCCUCGAGACGAUCCCCGUGCCCAUGGCGUCACUGUUGCCCAUUUUCACAGCGCCCACGUUGGACGAAUACACGCCCGAUGCCGCAUUCUCAUCCGCGGAGAGCUCCUUGUUAAAUCUUCUCGCCUGUGGUAUCCUUGUGUCCGCGGCAGAGGAAACCAAUCUGUUUAGCAGAGCUGCCCUGUGUCUUCUUGCAACGUUCGGCUACCGAACCCGAGCCCUGCUGGGUGCCUUCUCGCUGUGCGCCCUGUGUGUCAGUCAGUUGGCCACAAAGGGCCCAGCGACCCUUCUGCUGUGUGCCCUCGUGGAUGCCACCAUCUUUGAGGUGCAAUCUGACGUCAUCGCCAGCACAUUCCCUCACGUCGUUGAACGGGAGCGUCCCAAACAGGUGAUAACGACAGUCGGCGUGGGAGAAGAACAAGGUGCAACAGCCAUCUCGGUGCUUCAAAUGACACCCUACACCUGGACACCCGAGUCGGAAUCCUCGCGUAACGUACUGACACCUUCGGGGCAAACCACAGACAGCAGUUAUUCCAGGCUGGACAAGAUCAAGAUUGAAGUGGAAGGCGUCGUACGGGGCAACGCCAAUCGAAGAUCCAUACUAAAAGCUGAAGACACCCAGCAGGUCGCCGCAAGAAGAGCGCAGCAGUUCCAAGCCAUCCGGAAAGGUCUGCUACUAGGCAUCGCCUACUGCUGCAUACUCGGAGGCCUCGGAAACGCUACGGGGGACGUCGCAAUUCUUCCACUGCAGGCGUGUUUCCGAAAAAAGUACGGCGAAGAGAGCGUCGGCAUACUGGGCUGGACGAUGGUCGGACUCCCUGCGGCGGUACUCGCCGUUGUUCUCAUCACAGUCGCCAUAUUCUACAGAUAUCUUUACCUGCACGAUUUCCAGGAAGAGAAACAUAUUCACCAUAUUAUCAAAGAAAACAUACGAAGGAAGAGAAACAUCAUCGGGGAAAGGCGGAAGAAAGAGCGCCUGUUCACCACAAUUUAUGCAGUCCUCUGCCUGGCAUGGAAAAUUCAGCACACGGUCCCGAUGUUUCCGAGCCUCGAGGGCUAUCUUCACUUGAAGCACCUCGACGAUUCCACUCCCAGCUUUAUUGCAGUAAUACUAAUGACCGUGGUAUGCCGUUCGUGCGACAAUGCCUCCUCGUCGGUUUGCAGUCGAUGCGAGACAAAGCGUCAGCCGUGGUGUUGCUGCUCUGUCCCCUGGAGGGCUCUUCUGACCCUGUCUGGAGGGAUGGCUCUGGCAAAAGUGGCCCAGGCAGCUGGCAUUGUGGGCCUCAUGCUCAGAGCAGUGCGCUUCCAGCUGACUGGUUGGUCUCCUCUCCAGACUCAGAUUGCCCUGACUGUGGCAUCGUCCUUGCUUGCUGAGCUGAGGGUAGCCAAGGGCCUCAUCGCUAUCGCCAUGGACUUGGGAGUACAAGGCAAGGUCCACCCGCUGUACUACGCCUUCCCAGUGGCACUAGCACGGUCCACGGCAUCACUGCUCCCGUCAGCCACGCCGGCCAUUGCCAUUGUCCACUCAAUUGCAGAUAUACGAUGCACAGAACUGGUAGCGACAGGGCUGGUGGCCAAGAUCCUUGCCAUGAUUGCCAUAACAAUCUCCGUCAAUCUAUUCGGCAACGAUCUCUACCACCCCUUUGCGCAAAUAACAUGUGCCAACUGCUCGGAGGAUGCCGGGUACCUCGAAUGCUACUACUGAAUGCUCUAUAUAUAACCACCCUCGUGAUCACCUACCUGCCGCCGAACAAUGCUAGCAGUCACAUCUUUGUUUCCUCACCUCCACGAAGCUUUUCUUCAGUGUGGAAAAUCCAAGACACGUACGGUCUUCUCUAGAGUCGGCUGCGGUGUCAGGAACUCUCUCGUCACCCUGUUGAAUUCUUCGAUAGCUAGUUGCGCCUGAAGACGUGCAAUGUCGUCAGAUGUGUGACCGUACAGUUGUUUCAGUUCUCUGUGCAGGGCCCUUAGUUCUUCCGGAAUUACCUGAAUAACGAGACACAUAUGUGGCAGGUAGAAAUAAACAUAGUACAAUUCAA
Ornithodoros turicata is the source of this 2339-nucleotide messenger RNA. RefSeq lists its product as uncharacterized. Gene Ontology annotation, biological process: citrate transport; transmembrane transport. The transcript is spliced from 15 exons. Gene Ontology annotation, molecular function: citrate transmembrane transporter activity; succinate transmembrane transporter activity. Lineage: Eukaryota; Metazoa; Arthropoda; Arachnida; Ixodida; Argasidae. The record is from RefSeq and is a predicted model, not a curated record. Gene Ontology annotation, cellular component: membrane. Bases 92 to 2005 code for a protein of 637 amino acids.